Siniperca chuatsi (mandarin fish) is the source of this 1216-nucleotide messenger RNA. It is a transcript of the gene tmem101, whose product is annotated as transmembrane protein 101. The coding region runs from base 52 to 834 and encodes 260 amino acids. Lineage: Eukaryota; Metazoa; Chordata; Actinopteri; Centrarchiformes; Sinipercidae. The transcript has 4 exons. Gene Ontology annotation, biological process: positive regulation of canonical NF-kappaB signal transduction. The record is from RefSeq and is a predicted model, not a curated record.
UGUAUUUUGGCCGGAAGUCCUUUGAGUACCUGCAGUGGCGUAGGCGGAUAGAUGAGCACUGCAACAAUGGCAGCUCCCAGUAGGAAACAGACAUUAAGAUUUCUCAGCCAGCUAGGAGCGUUUAUUUUAACCCGGUUCGGAUUUUGGAACUGCUUCAGCAUGUUGAUGCUGUUUGCUGAACGAGCGGACUCAAAAAGGAAGCCAGACAUCCAUGUACCAUACCUGUAUGUGGACAUGGGGGCUGCAGUGCUCUGUGCCAGCUUCAUGUCAUUUGGGGUGAAGAGGAGGUGGUUUGCAAUGGCCGCUGCCAUACAACUGGCCGUCAGCACGUACGCAUCGUAUGUUGGAGAACAGGUGUACUAUGGGGACUGGCUUAAGGUACGAAUGUAUUCCAGAGCACUGGCGAUUAUUGGAGGCUUCCUGAUUCUGGCCAGUGGGGCUGGGGAGGUGUACAGACAGAAACCUCGCAGCAGGUCCCUGCAGUCUACUGGACAAGUUUUCCUGGGGGUCUACCUCAUCUGCAUGGUGUACUCGCUCCAGCACAGCAAAGAGGACCAGCAGGCCUAUCUGAACCACAUCGUGGGAGGAGAGAUCACUCUGAUGCUGCUGGAGGUGCUGUUUGGGGUGCUGGCUCUGGCCUUCCUCUCUGGCUGCUACAUCCGCCUGGCCGCGCAGAUCCUGGCCACCAUCCUUCCUCUGGUGAUCCUGCUCAUUGACGGCAACCUGGGCUACUGGCACCACACUCGCAAGGUGGAGUUCUGGAACCAGAUGAAGCUGAUAGGACAUAACGUGGGCAUCUUCGGCGCUGUGCUGAUCCUGGCUACUGACGGUUGAACCCUUGGGCUCUCACAGACAACUUUUACAGACCGAGGUGUCUGCGCAGGAUGAGAUUGUUGGCCUUUACGUCAAAGCCCGACUUUGUACUCCAAACUGCAGUCGCUCAGUGACCUCUCAGGAUCCAAGCUUAGACUGUUGGAUGUAAGCAGCGUCGAUUGUCUUUGCCCUCCAGUUGGUAUCUUUGCUUUUGCAAAAAAAAAAAGAAAAAACACGAGCUUCCUUUUUCGAUUGAAUAAUUUAUUCAGAUUCAUGUUUACAUUUUUGUCUCUUGUUAUGCUCUAAAAGAUGAGAUGAGUAUUGAUACUGUAUGAGUAAUGAUACUAAUGUUUUACACUAUAGUUUAAAUAUUUUAUAAAUAAAGGGAAACUUAAAAUUUAAA